Sinocyclocheilus grahami is the source of this 3946-nucleotide messenger RNA. Its product is annotated as putative ATP-dependent RNA helicase DHX57. Gene Ontology annotation, molecular function: metal ion binding; helicase activity; RNA binding. Bases 224 to 3946 code for a protein of 1240 amino acids. The transcript has 18 exons. The record is from RefSeq and is a predicted model, not a curated record. Gene Ontology annotation, cellular component: intracellular anatomical structure. Lineage: Eukaryota; Metazoa; Chordata; Actinopteri; Cypriniformes; Cyprinidae.
ACUCAGUCGCUUGCUGCAGCUUACAAUCUGAAUUUCCGCACCGAGGCAAAAGCAGCUGUAACUGUACAGCGAGAGGUCCGCGAGACUUCAUAUUCACUUGAAUGUCGGCUCAAUGAUCGGUAUGAUUUCUUGUUUGCAGAUGCAAUUAAUGAUGUUCAGGACAGGUGUAUUUACACAGGUAUGACUUAAUUGAAAGGAAAUACACUAAAAGAGAGCUGAACUAAUGAGUGGAAGGAGGAGAAGCAAACCCAAUCGGGGUGGAGGACGGUUCAAUAAACCCAGAGGUGGAGGAGGAGGAGGAGGAGGAGGAAGCAGGAAAGCUGCUAGUGGAGAUUGGGAUGAUGGAGAUGAUUUCAGCCUGGAUUUGGGUCCCAGUCAGUCAUUCAAGCCUCCCUCAUCUAGAGGUUCAAGAGGUGUCCGUGGGGCUCGUGGAGGAACCGCCAGAGGAAGAUCUCAGGCACUGCCCAGAAAGCAUGACGAGGAUGAGAAGAGAUCCAGAUUUAGACCCGAGCAAGUGCAACUGCCCCUGCAGAAGAUACACAUGACGUCAGCGAACAAGCUACAGGUCAAAGAACUGCUGUGGGAGCUUCAGAGCCAGGAGUAUCAGACGCCAAAUAGCGGCUCGGACUAUGAAGGUGGUGAGGAGGAAGAGGACGAGGAAGAGGAGUGUGAUGAGCUGGACCGUCGUGAGGAAGGGCAGUUCUGGCAAACCCAUGAUGAUGGAGUAGAACGUGCCGAGAGUGACGUCUGGAUGGAGGACUCGGUCGAGGAGAAGCACACAAAGCCAGAGCCGGUGAUCUCCCUGUUUGCUCUGGGCACUCUUUGCAGAUAUGGGUUUGACCGUGAGCGCUGUCGACAAGCUUUGGAGGCUGGAGAAGAAAGUGGACGUGGUGAGGUUGGAGCGACAUUAGAGCUCCUCCUAUCCCAGAUGUUCACAGAACGUUUUGGCUCCAGCGCCCUCAGACCCCAAACAUCCGAGCUCCCUUCUCAGGAGGAAUGUGUAGCUUUGCGACAGGAAGAGGCCCUCGCUUUGACCGCAAUCUACGGGGAUCGCUUCUGUGAGCGCAUCAGCAGUCGUGUUUGGACUAUUCAGCUUGAUUUGCUGUGGUUGGAUGAAAGUCAGAACAAAAUUUCAGACUCUUCGAAUUGUAAAAAGCAAUCAGGAUCCAAUCAGGUUUGUAAGUUUUACCUGAAGGGGGCAGGUUGUAAGUUUGGAAACCGCUGCAAGUUCAAGCACCAAACUUGUGAAUCGAGCUCUUCCAGAGAUUUUUGUAAGGCAAGUCAACCGGGGUUUAGCAGCACAGAAGCUCCCGUUUACCAGCUGGAGAUUCGUUUCCAACCAUGUAGUUUAUAUCCUUUUCAAGCUCCGCUCGUGGCCUUCAGUAGCACCAAUGAAUCGCUCUCAGGCGCGGGACGCCUCAGUGUCACAGAGCACCUGUUCGAUCAGUCACUCAGUGCUGCGCAGGAAGGACAGCCGGUGGUCUACACCCUCGUUUCCUGUCUGGAGGAGGACGGACCUGCCAGAGAGCUGCUGUCAGCUGGCCAUCACAAGUACAGUGCUCCGCCCCCUGUUCUGACUCCACCCACUGUCACUCCGGCCAGGAAUCGGAGUAGCAGGAACACGGUAGCCAACAGCAUUACGACUGAUAAAGCAGCUAGGGAUCAAUCAAACAACACCACCGAGAGCACACACCACAGAGUGAGACAAAAGGAAGAUGCGUCAUACCUAAGACAGGAUAUUGAUGAUGAACAAGAAGAUGGUGACGAUGAUGAUAAAGAAGAUGAGGAGGAAUGUAUCCCAGUGGAAAAUGAGAGCUAUGUUAACUUGAGGAAGAGGAUGGUGAAGAAGAGCGAGAUCAAAACUGAGCAGAUACUGCAAGAGAGCAAGAAGCUCUGCAGAGAGUUCAAGAAGAAACAGUCAUCGAGGCGCUAUACAUCGAUGCAGGAGCAGAGGCAGAAGCUACCUGCAUGGCAGAAGAGAGAGGCCAUAUUGGAGUGUUUGGAUAAGAACCAGGUUCUCGUCAUCAGUGGGAUGACUGGAUGCGGGAAAACCACUCAGAUCCCUCAGUUUAUCCUGGAUGAUUUCCUUCAGACUGGACGGCAGGAUAGAGUGCCCAAUAUUAUUUGCACUCAGCCACGGCGAAUCUCUGCCAUUGCUGUGGCGACCCGAGUGGCCCAGGAACGAGCAGAGGCCCUGGGUCACUCUACAGGCUAUCAGAUCCGUCUGGAGACCGUCAGGGAGCAGCAGGCGGUCUUUACCCGCCCACCCGAGGGUGCGACCAAAAUCAUCAUCUCCACCAACAUCGCUGAAACUUCUGUCACCAUUGAUGAUGUGGUGUAUGUCAUAGACUCUGGCCGGAUGAAGGAGAAGAGGUGUGUAGUGUAUCCUCUACACUCAUCCCUGUCCAAUGAGGAGCAGCAGGCGGUCUUUACGCGCCCACCCGAGGGUGCGACCAAAAUCAUCAUCUCCACCAACAUCGCUGAAACUUCUGUUACCAUUGACGAUGUGGUGUGUGUAGUGUAUCCUCUACACUCAUCCCUGUCCAAUGAGGAGCAGCAGGCGGUCUUUACCCGCCCACCCGAGGGUGCAACCAAAAUCAUCAUCUCCACCAACAUCGCUGAAACUUCUGUUACCAUUGACGAUGUGGUGUAUGUCAUAGACUGUGGCCGGAUGAAAGAGAAGCGGUACGAUGCUAGUCGCAGUAUGGAGAGUCUAGAGGACGUGUGGUUGUCUCGUGCCAACGCUCUUCAGAGAAAAGGCCGUGCCGGUCGUGUGGCGUCAGGUGUCUGCUUCCAUCUGUUUACGAGCCAUCGCUUCACACACCACCUGAGCCAACAGCAGCUGCCUGAGAUCCAGAGAGUUCCUCUGGAGCAGCUCUGUCUAAGGGUUAAGGUGUUGGAGGUGUUUGCAGAGCGUUCUCUGGAGUCAGUUUUCUCUCAGCUUAUUGAGCCGCCCACUGAAGGCAGUCUGGAGGCCUCUAAACAGCGCCUGUGUGCCCUGGGCGCCCUGACAGACAAGGAGUCUCUGACUCCCCUCGGUUGGCAUUUGGCCUGUCUGCCCGUCGACGUCCGCAUCGGUAAACUCAUGCUGCUGGGAGCCAUCUUCCGCUGCCUGGACCCUGCCCUCACCAUCGCCGCCAGCCUGGCCUUCAAGAGUCCAUUCGUGUCUCCAUGGGAUAAACGAGAGGAAGCUAAUGAGAAGAAGUUGGGGUUCUCUCUGGCGAACAGUGACCAUCUAGCUUUGCUGCAGGCAUACAAGGGUUGGUGUAAUGCAACACAAAGCGGAUUUAAGGCUGGUUACCAGUACUGCAGAGAGAACUUCCUCUCGAUCCGGGGCUUACAGGAGAUAGCAUGUCUUAAAAGGCAGUUUGCAGAGCUUCUGUCUGACAUUGGCUUUGUGAAGGAUGGACUGAAGGCCAGGGUCAUUGAAAAAAUGAGCUCGAAAGGAAGUGAUGGGGUGCUAGAGGCCACAGGCUAUGAGGCCAACCUGAACUCUGAUAACACAAAGCUGAUGUCAGCCAUGCUGUGCGCAGCUCUCUACCCUAAUGUAGUCCAGGUGAGAUCUCCUCAGGGGAAGUACAAGCUCACUAGUAAAGGUGCUAUGAAGAUGCAGCCUAAAGCAGAGGAACUGCGCUUCAUGACCAAGAGUGAUGGAGCCGUCCACAUACACCCCUCAUCUGUCAACUUCUCUGUGCGGCACUAUGACAGCCCAUACCUGGUGUACCAUGAGAAAGUGAAGACCAGUCGAGUGUUUCUGCGUGACUGUAGCAUGGUGUGCGUGUAUCCCAUGGUGCUGUUCGGUGGGGGGCAAGUGAGCGUGGAGCUGCAGCGUGGAGAGUUCAUCAUCUCUCUGGAUGAUGGCUGGAUCAAAUUUGCUGCUGUGUCUCAUGAGGUAAAGCAGACUUGCACUAGAAUAUUACAGUGGCGUGCGGUGACUUUUUUUUAA